AUGAACGAUGGCACUCCCGAGUUUGUUGAAAGCUUGGUUGCCGAGGAUCUUAAGGUUACAAAAGCCGAGAAGGUUAGGUUCUAUACAUUAGCGGUCGUAACCUUUGGAACUGCAGUCCCUGCUGGACAAUUUGAUCCUGGCAUAAUGACUGGGUCAUCCUAUGAGAUUUUAGUUAAGAUGUUUGUUGUAAAUUUCUAUGAGAAGCUGAAUAUUGAUGAGGGAAUGUGA
Molecule: messenger RNA, 228 nt
Organism: Oldenlandia corymbosa var. corymbosa
Lineage: Eukaryota; Viridiplantae; Streptophyta; Magnoliopsida; Gentianales; Rubiaceae
Source: the annotation of a GenBank genome assembly